UCUAGUUUAUGAUUCAACAUUGCUCUGAAUCUUGUGGUAGUGUCAUAGGCAAAGUGAAAGUGAACCUUUUUUCUUUCUUUCUUUUAAUUUCUUGAAGACAUUUGCAAGGAAACUAACAACGCUUUAUUCCUGCAUAAAAUGAACAGCAAAAGAGUGUGAAAUGUGAUUUGAUGCAUAAUUUUGCUGUUCUCAUGAUGGAAUAAAGAUGAGUAGCUCAAAGGAAUGUGGCAAGCAAGAGAAGCCAGUAUUGUCUUUUUCUAUUGAGGAGAUCUUAAAAAAGACCUCCACUGAGGUUCGCCUACACAACACCAUGAUCUGCAGGAACGCCACCGAAGCUGCUCAGAUCCUGAAAUCAGAGCCACUUGUGGAUAUAUGUAAGGAUGAUAGAAAAGGGAAGCGUAGGAUCAGGACCACAUUUACAGCAGAUCAACUCCAGGAACUAGAGCGAAUCUUCCAAAUGACACACUAUCCAGAUGUCAACAUCCGCAAUCAACUGGCAGCAAAGAUCAAUCUUCCAGAAACAAGGGUCCAAAUCUGGUUCCAAAACCAAAGGGCAAAGUGGAGGAAGCAUGAAAGGUUUGGCAAUUUUGGUGGGCUGCAGCAUCUAACUGAAGUUAAUUACAUUCCUGCUCCAAACCCUGAUACAACAGGUCCUUGUCUGAUGUCCAGCAAUAUUUUUGGAAUGGGUGUCCACACAUGGCAUUAUUCACCUGAGCAAAGAUAUUCAAUAACUCCCUGCCUACCGAAUAUACUGCCAUGUGGCCCUCUGAACAUGGACCCUAUGGCGUUCUCAAAAACUUAUCUCUUCCUGGAUUGCCUCCCUCCUUAUAGUCUCCCUUCUCCGCCACUGAAGACACGGAGACACAUCAAUGCCAAUUUUACAUAGAAGAUGACUCUGCAGAGCUCAGAGGAGCAAGACUAUGAUUCUCUGAAGAGCAUGUUUGUCUCCAUCAAGCCGAUACAACACAAAGCGUAUCUGAUUUAUAUAGGUGAUAUCAGCUGGAUUCUGAUCACCCCUCUUCUUUUAAAUGCCCAUGAAGGUGCUCAAUGAACCUUGUUAGGUUUUCAUGAGUUGUUCAGUAUCU
Molecule: messenger RNA, 1085 nt
Organism: Anolis sagrei ordinatus
Lineage: Eukaryota; Metazoa; Chordata; Lepidosauria; Squamata; Anolidae
Gene: ISX
Product: intestine specific homeobox
Biological process (GO): regulation of transcription by RNA polymerase II
Molecular function (GO): RNA polymerase II transcription regulatory region sequence-specific DNA binding; DNA-binding transcription factor activity, RNA polymerase II-specific
Source: RefSeq, a predicted model, not a curated record